AUGCAAACAAAGAAGAUGUCAUCAAGAUCCCUCUUCUCACCAAAGGAAGAUGAGAAACUUAUUAUGCUAGUUGAGAGAUGCGGAAAGAAAGUUGACUGGAGAACAAUCUCAUUUGAUAUGGAAGGACGUACUCCUCGUCAAUAUAGAGAAAGAUAUAAUAACUACUUGAAUCCUAACCUUAACAAGCAGGAAUGGACUCACUUUGAGGACGAAAUCUUAAUCAGUCAGUAUAAUAAAAUUGGCAGUAAGUGGCAACAGAUCUCUGAAAUGUUUGCAGGACGUACUGUUGCAGCUGUCAGGAACAGAUUUCUUCUCUUGAAGAAGAAACAAAAUUCCAAUUUUUCCAGAAGCGACUCCACUACUGAUUCUGAAUACGAUAUGAAGUCCGAGGUUAAAACAGCAAUUGUUCAACAAAUCCCCCUUCCUCUCUUCGAAAUACCUAAGGAUAGUAUUUUCUACUGCAAUGUUUAA
This is a messenger RNA of Trichomonas vaginalis G3, 471 nucleotides long. Its product is annotated as RNA polymerase II transcription regulator recruiting protein. Gene Ontology annotation, cellular component: nucleus. Gene Ontology annotation, molecular function: DNA-binding transcription factor activity, RNA polymerase II-specific; RNA polymerase II cis-regulatory region sequence-specific DNA binding. The transcript has a single exon. NCBI's taxonomy places the organism in Eukaryota, Parabasalia, Trichomonadida, Trichomonadidae. The record is from RefSeq and is a predicted model, not a curated record. The coding region runs from base 1 to 471 and encodes 156 amino acids. Gene Ontology annotation, biological process: regulation of DNA-templated transcription.